UUGUUAACGGUGCAAUUAUUUAACAACAAAGUAAACAACAAUUAACUAUGUUAGCUUAAAGUGUGAGUGUGAAGUGAGAGACAAGACAAGUGCAAAUAUUUUUUAAAGCAUUUGCAUGCGACAUUUCAAAGUCAAGGCCAUGGUGCAAUCUUUGGAUAUAGCAGCCAUAGCGGGACCACAACAACAACAGCAACAAGAUGCGGAGCCCAGCAAACGUAGCAAGCCCUCGGCGUUGAGUCGCACGCUGCAGGCGCUACGGCAACGUCUGACGAAACGCAGUCGCGCCAAGCCGCCGGAUUGGUUUCUCGAAAAGUUCUCCAAUACCACAAACACGGAUAAGCUGGGCAAGUCCGGCGCCGAUGCCGCCUUGUCCAGCGAAAUACGCGGCAGUAGCGCACUCUGCAAUCGCCUGUCCGUGGAUCCAACGCUGCAGUCACACUACAGAUGGCUGGCGGUGGUGUCGCUGGCGGUGCUUUACAACAUUAUCUUUGUGAUGGGUCGCUCCGUUUUCUGGGAGAUAAACAAGAGUGCGCCUGGCUUCUGGUAUACGUUGGAUUAUCUUUGUGACUUUAUUUACCUGCUCGAUACGCUAGUUCAUAUGCAUGAGGGCUUCCUGGACCAAGGUCUGCUGGUGCGCGAUGCGUUUCGACUGCGGCAUCAUUACUUUCACACCAAGGGCUGGUAUCUGGACGUGCUGUCCAUGCUGCCCACAGAUUUGGCGUAUAUCUGGUGGCCGCCCGAAACCUGCUCCAGCCUGUAUCUGCCCUGUCCGGUGAUAGUGCGUCUGAAUCGCCUGUUGCGUCUGCCUCGGCUCAUGGAAUGGUUUGAUCGCACGGAGACAGCUACGGGCUAUCCCAAUGCCUUUCGCAUCUGCAAAGUGGUGCUGGCCAUACUGGUGCUCAUACACUGGAACGCCUGCAUGUACUUUGCCAUCAGCUACGAGAUUGGCUUCAGCUCCGACUCCUGGGUGUACAAUCUGAACGGAACACGCAACAAUACGCUGCAGCGUCAAUAUAUCUAUAGCUUCUAUUGGUCCACGCUGACGCUGACGACGAUUGGCGAGACGCCGACGCCGGAGAAUGAUGCGGAGUAUUUGUUUGUGGUGGCCGAUUUUCUCGCCGGCGUGCUCAUCUUUGCCACCAUUGUGGGCAACAUUGGCUCGAUGAUUUCCAACAUGAAUGUGGCGCGCGUGGAGUUCCAGAAUCGCAUGGACGGCGUCAAGCAGUACAUGGCCUUCCGGCGCGUUGGCCAUGAGCUGGAGGCGCGUGUCAUACGCUGGUUCGCCUAUACCUGGUCCCAGAGUGGCGCGCUGGAUGAGGAGCGCGUGCUGGCAGCGCUGCCGGAUAAGCUGAAAGCGGAAAUUGCCAUACAGGUGCAUAUGGACACUUUGAAGCAGGUGCGCAUCUUUCAUGAUACGGAGCCGGGCUUGCUGGAGGCGCUGGUGCUGAAGCUCAAGCUGCAGGUCUUCAGUCCGGGCGAUUACAUUUGCCGCAAGGGCGAUGUGGGCAAGGAGAUGUACAUUGUCAAGCGUGGCAAGCUCUCCGUGGUGGGCGACGAUGGCAUCACGGUGCUGGCCACGCUGGGCGCUGGCUCCGUCUUUGGUGAAGUGUCUGUGCUGGAGAUUGCCGGCAAUCGCACAGGAAAUCGCCGCACGGCCAACGUGCGCUCGCUGGGCUACUCGGAUCUCUUUUGCCUGGCCAAGCGUGAUCUUUGGGAAACACUCGCUGAUUAUCCGGAGGCACGCUCGACGCUCACGCAACGUGGCUGCCAGCUGCUGCGCAAGGACGGACUGCUCGAUGAACAAAUCUUUGCGGACUCUCAGCGCGUGCACGACAGCAUUGAGGGCGGCAUUGAGAAGCUUGAACUGUCCGUGGAGAAUCUGAAUAUGCGUCUGGCACGCCUGCUGGCCGAGUAUACGGCUAGCCAAGCCAAAAUCAAGCAGCGUCUCGCCAAGCUGGAGCUCAACGGCACCGGAACUAGUCGUGGCGAUGAGCUGCAGACACGUCCACGCAGCGGUCGCCUCUACUCGCUGCAGACUAAGCGGCGCCCACGUGCGCGACUCGAGGCGGCUGCCAAAAGCGGUGAAGCGGCCAAGCAGAAUACGCUCUAGAGCAGCGGGAGACGGCGGCAUGGAAGUUGAAGCAGCAGCUGGUGAUAAAUGCAUAAAAGCUAGAGGGAGUUAGGACCAGGACUAAGAGCAGUAGGAACAGGGACGGGGGGAUUAAAGCGCCAGCGAGACGCGCUUGUAAAUCAAUUUUUUAGUUUUGACAAUUAGUUUUAGAGAGCUGAGAGCACGAUAGCGAGUGCAACGUACUUUAUUUAAUGCAUUUUUGUAAUUUAAUUUUUCAAACUGAAUGUGCCUCAAAGUGUGUAAAAGUAGAUUAGCUAAGAGCAGCAAACAAAAACAAAAACAACAACAAUAGAAAGUUUAAUCUGAGGUAAACAAGCGAGCGUGCCUGCAGCAGAGUGUAAACAUUAUAGUCGCUGUUUUUUAGCAGCGACUGUAGCAAUUAUAAAUAAAAAAGAAAUGCUGCGCUCAAAAGUAUGCUACGUACAAAUUUCAAUUUAAUAAGCAGCACCAAAGCAUAAAAGAAAGUCAAAAGCACGCUCGUUAGUUGCUUUGUUCACAAAUUAAUAAAGCACAUAAAACAACGAUUAACGAUAUAGCGAUAUAUGUGUGUUUUUACUAUAAGCUGCGCUGGCAUUUUGAAUGCAAAUAGUCCAAUUUUACAAGCUAUAGAUGUUUUUAUUUUUCUAUAAACAAAUCGACCAUAAAAAGCACACACAAGGCAAGCAAGCCUGCUGUGUUUAUAUAUACAAGAAACAACAAAAAUGCAUAAAUAUAUAUAUCUAUAACUGUAUGUAGCUUUAGAUUUUGCUGACACAAAGUCACUGUUUGUAAAACAAAAACGCAUUUGUUACACUCGAGUGCAGCUUUUGUUAUUUUUUACUUUUAACUACA
Molecule: messenger RNA, 2962 nt
Organism: Drosophila busckii
Lineage: Eukaryota; Metazoa; Arthropoda; Insecta; Diptera; Drosophilidae
Gene: CngA
Product: cyclic nucleotide-gated cation channel subunit A
Exons: 7
Coding region: 116-2110 (664 amino acids)
Biological process (GO): monoatomic cation transmembrane transport
Cellular component (GO): intracellular cyclic nucleotide activated cation channel complex; plasma membrane
Molecular function (GO): protein-containing complex binding; cGMP binding; intracellularly cAMP-activated cation channel activity
Source: RefSeq, a predicted model, not a curated record